Messenger RNA from Pecten maximus, 2398 nucleotides. RefSeq names its product epithelial-stromal interaction protein 1-like. The record is from RefSeq and is a predicted model, not a curated record. The transcript has 7 exons. The coding region runs from base 90 to 1085 and encodes 331 amino acids. Gene Ontology annotation, molecular function: ubiquitin binding. Lineage: Eukaryota; Metazoa; Mollusca; Bivalvia; Pectinida; Pectinidae.
ACAUCCGCACGGCCCAUUCUUGGAAACACGUCAAAAAGAAAGUAACAUUAUAUUUAUAUAUAUAUAUACGUAGUACUGGAAAACCAGCCAUGAGUAAAACAUUCACCAGCAAAUCAUCUGUGUCAUACGCUAGAGGACGUGGUGCGCGACAGACAAACGAGACAACUGGUAGACCCAGGCCUGUAAAUAGGGAAACAUCACCAGCUCGCGCUCCCCCUCAAGGACAGCCUCCUGCUUACAGAGGAAGAGGUCGGGGAGUCGCCACAAACGGACGUGGAGGAGCUUCAACCGUAAGAGGAAGAGGAAUGGAUGCCCCAAAGUCUUCCGCGGAACAGAGUGAACCGCCACCACAAGAACAACGAAUGUCACAUCAAGGAGGGUUUACAAUGAUUACACCAAAUGAGAAGAAACGUCAAGCUGUGAGUGAACAGGCCAAGCGUGGGCUGGACCAGUACGACGCUCACAAACAGCAACAAAAGCUUGGUCAUGUUAGCUAUGUUGGGACAGCGGGAGGAGGCCAGAUGACUAUGGCCGAAUCACGACAAAGAAUGGUCGACGGAAACCGCUUUGGGAAGACGGACAGACUGCAAAAACAGCAGCAGUACAAAGAUGAAAGAAAACAAAAAGAGGAAACAGAAUUUGAGAAAAAGAAAAUGCAACAAAGAAUGAAGGCUGAGACUAACAAACAAAGGGAAGCAACUCGACAAUCACAAGACCACAUGAAAUAUGACGAAGACAGGAGGAGAAAAAAUGAAGAAUUCCUCAAGAAAUUAGAGGGUCAAAGUAGACAGCCAGGUGUAUCAACAUCAGGAAAUGUUGCCUCUACUGACAACUCUCCACUACGACUUGCUGCUCCUGCUAUAUCACCUGACAGUCAAUGUCAAAGGUCAUAUGAACACGUCCAAAGUUCACCAGGAGGGCAAAGUUCAUCACAUUCCACUGAAAAUGAGGCAACAGGAGGUCAAAUUUCACAACUGGAGACAUUAAUGUCCAUGUUCCCAAUGUACAGUACCGACAUUCUCUGUGACAUUUUAAAUCAGACGGACAACAAUCUGGACCAAGCAGUACAACUUUUGACUCAAUAGAAAGUGAAGUUGAAAUAGAGUGUAAAGGGUUUUACCAUGUAAUAAAAUUGUGAAACAUUUGAAUAGAAAUGAUUCAUAAAUGCUAGUAGUCCAAUAAAGGGAUUACUGGGAAUUCUCGUAAAACAAAACUCCUUAAGAUAAAUUGGGUUAGUUUGAACCAGAUUUAUCAUGGAGCAUUCUUCAAUGAAAGGAAUUCAUUGUAGACAACUCUAGUGAUAAUAUGCUUUUAUUGUGAUUGGUCUGAAAUCCAUGUGAUUGAGUUUUUUAAAAACAAUUUUAAGUUAAAAUAAUGCUCAUGUUGACCUUACUGUUGAAACAUUAUCAUUUGAGAUUUCAAAUAUAUAUGAUAAGCAUAUAAAUUUCUUGUUUAAUGCAGAUAUCAAAGGGAAAAUGUAAUGGGGACCAAUGGGCCUUUUGUUGUGAAGAGUUAACCUUGAAAUUAUAUUCCUAAUUUCCCUUGCCACAUCGGUCAGCACAUUUCAAUGCUUCGUUUUAUUUUUGUUAUUCAAUGAAUUCAAAUAGACUGUGAUAUAUUUAUUUAAGUUGGAUAUUCAGUGUGUUCAACUGGAGUUUUUUUUAGCUCACCUGCCCAAAGGGCAAGUGAGCUUAUGCCGUGGUGGGGCGUCUGUCUGUCCAGUGUUAGGUUCUAUUUUCAAACAAUUUCUCAAUAACCAAAAUGCCCUGGAUACUGAUAUUGGGUCAUUAGCAUGCUGGGAUGAAGGGCUACCAGAUUUGUUCAAAUGAAUCAUAUUGACCUACUUUCAAGAUCACAUGGGUCAAAUGUGUCAAAAUCUUCAAACUAUUUUUCUCAAUAACCAAGAGACCUGGGGUCAAGAUAUUAGGCCAGUAGCAUACUGGAAUGAAGGGCAUUCAUGUUUGUUGUAAUAAGGUAAAUCUUUGAAUGAAGUAGUGAAUAACUUUAAUAGCAUCCACAUAAAUAACCUACAUUGUAGGUGAACUUUGAAGUUGUUUUAGAAGCAGGUGAGUGAUACAGGCACAUUGGGCCUCUUGUUUAUGUAUUUCCAUUAAUUUAUCCCAAGGUUCUUGUAUAACAAAUGUUUUGCUGGACAUGAGUUGCCACCAUAAUGUUUUACUGUACAAGUGUUGGCAGUAUAAUGAGUUUUACUAGAUAUUUGGUGGCAUUAUAACAAGGUUUUACUAGGCCUAAUUACUUACUCUAUUUGUUUAGCCUAAUUACUUACUCUAUUUGUUUAAAGUCUAUGUUUGUACAUGAACAGUGAUAUAUGCAUAUUGAAUAGGUUGUAUUAAUUAUAGUUUAUGAUAAAGGAAAUAAAUAUUUAUCUAAAACAAAA